Molecule: messenger RNA, 2233 nt
Organism: Daucus carota subsp. sativus
Lineage: Eukaryota; Viridiplantae; Streptophyta; Magnoliopsida; Apiales; Apiaceae
Exons: 11
Coding region: 247-2022 (591 amino acids)
Source: RefSeq, a predicted model, not a curated record
UCUUCAUCUUUCUUUCUUAUAGCUCUGUGCAUACAUCUUUUUAUAUAAGCUUAUCUUGUAAAGUUGUAAUCAUUCUCUUUUAUUGAGAUCUCUGCAACUACCUCUCCCUUUUAAUACCCUUUUUGCUUUUUCUUGACAGCUCUUGGUUUCCAGCAGAGUGCUGUUUGAUUAGCUAGCAAAUUCGUAUAUAUAUGCUUUAGAUCUUGGUUCUGCAAAGGCUGUUUCUUGUUACUUGGAAAUGCGUAGAUGGGGGGAAAACACAACAUCGCACAGUACAGAGAGAGGCUAGACAAGGCACUGGCUUCUGAUGACCUUACAGACAAGGAAAGACUUAAGGCACUUGUUAAAAAUCAAAUAAUUUCCUCAUCAAGCAGUGGACUUGGAGCAUAUAUUGAUGAUGUGGUGGAUAGAAGAACCAAGGAAGUAUCAAACUUUCUUGAUAUGCUAAGGAGUGCUUCUGUGGGUAAUGAUCAAGCAAAAAGGAGUGGAACUCGUGAUGACUGGAAAGUUAAACAGGAUACGGAAGAGUAUCGUGUUAUGUACCGCGAAGGACCUGAAGGCAGUCCGUAUCAUACACUGCUUGUUGAAGGCUAUAUAGAUGGGCCUCUAGAUAUAUGUUUAUGCAUCUCAAUGGAAUCAAACCUGUACAAAAAAUGGUGGCCUCAGUCUAUUUUUCCACCUUUUAAACUUGUAACUACUGAAUGUGUACAAAAAGUGGGAAUCAGUGAGCAGAUAUCUUUUGUGAGAAUGAAGAUUCCAUGGCCACUGUCAGCAAGAGAGGCUCUGGUGCAUUACUUUGUGUUGGAGUACUUCCAAGAUGAUAUUGUUAUUGUGCUUCUUACCUCGAUCUCGGACUUGGAAAGCAUCAAUGUAAGUACUCAUGGGUUCAGUAGAGACGGAUUACCUGACUCAGAGGCUGUAAGGGUUGAUAUCGUGGGAGGUUUUGCUCUACAAAAAGUAUCUGAUGGAAGAAGCUACUUUCGGACAAUAGUUAACAUGGAUGUAAAGGUGGACUUUGUUCCUCCAGCAUUUAUCAAUUUUAUCUCGAGGCAGCUCAUAGGUAGCGGUUUCAGACUCUAUCAAAAGGAAGUUGCUUCUGUCUCUAAGGGUGAUGAAGAUUUUGCCAAGGCCUUGAAAGAUCCAUUGUACGCUAAAAUACGUGAAGCUCUUUAUUCAGAAAAGUCAGUUGAGGAAGUACUGGAACCAAUAGAACUCAAAUGUGACACACAUGUUCCACCUGCAGAUCAUGAUGUUAUAACUUUUCAGGCCGAUGGGAGAGAAAUGGAUAAUGAGGUUCUUCCAAAUGGUCAUAUAACGAAAUUUAGCCCAGAUACUCCGGUAAUUGUGGAUAAUAAAGUUAAUGGUGAAAUUCAAGAGAUUGAGGAAGAAGAAAUUGCACAUAGUAGGUCCAUAGAAGGGGAAAGUAAAGAAACAUAUACCUCUUUAUCUAGUCAAGUUGUUGAAGAGUGUUUUAACAAGAAGAAAAAGAAAGUAGUUAUUAGCUCUGAGGUUGAUCAAGCUCUGGGCAUUCUGGAGAAGGCCAUUUCUAUAUUUCGUGAAUAUGGACGUACUCCUGAAACUAGGUUUUUGCCUGCAACUUUUGGUGGAAAGUUACUAAAUUUAGAAAAUACUGGGAGAGAACUAAAGCUUGCAGAAGAUAACCAAGGUUGUCCAAGUGACGGAGAUUGUGGCGUGACCAUCUCACAUAAAGCAAACAGUUUUCGCAGUAAUGGCACCAGGGUUAUAACUUCACCUUCAGCAAAAGUAGCAAAUCAAGACAUGACAGCACCAAUCUCAGUGGAAAGAGAUAUUAAAAAUCUAGCCGAGGCUCCCCAGAAAACUGUUUCAGGUCCUUCGGUGGAUCAAACAAUAGAGGCUGCAGUUCUGGAGAAGGUAAGUGACGGGGAAACCACAACUCAUGCUAAAACAAAUGGCAUCAGUGAAAAUACUUUGACAAGAAAAAAGUCCAAGAAAAGAAGGCAAUGCUGCUGGUACUUUAUGUCUGGGCAGCAAAUGGUUUGAGACUUUAUAUUUAAGUUAUAUAGUUUUUUAUCGGAAGAAUGCUGUAUAAACUAGUAUGAGCUACUUUAAAAAAAAAUAAGAUAUUGGGCGCAAAGUCACAUAUAUUUUCUUAGAUGUCAGAUUAUGAAUUGUACACAGAUAAUGAAGAAACCUGAGGGUGCAACACUUGCACAAUUUUAUUUUAUAAAGGCAAAAACAACUUUCUUAAAGA